CUCUAUAAAGGAUUCUCAAGUUUUCCUUGAAUGCAAAUUAAAGUUAUUUUGUUUCCUUUAUUAAAAAUCAUCGAAUGCCUAAGUAUUUCGUCAGCGACAAUCAAAUUUUCCCAUGAAAAAUAAGUUAACUGUUUGAACGAAAGAAAAUCUGUAAUUUCAUGAAGCUGCAAUUUUAGUUCUGAGUAGUGAGUUUAUACUUCAACGAGGUUUCCAAACACUACUCGCGGCUGGUGAUUUAGCCUCUGAGAGAAUGUGAGCAAGGCAAAGCCACCCAUGAAAUCAUUUUCCUCUAUUUUGAUGAAUAUGCAGAUUUAACAUUUUUAUGUAGUAUUGCAAAUUGGGAUUGUAGAUAUUGGAUAUAGACAGAGAUGUAGCAGCUAUUCAAGGGUCAAAUUUUCUGGGUUUUAAAUGGAUUGCUUAAGUUGCUCGUUAGGGGGCAGUUCAAUGUAGGUAUGACUAGGGUCCACUUUGCUUAUUUCACAAAAUGUGAAUGACAUUAGAGUCUUGGAAGAAGCUACGUUGGGAAGCAUGGAUUUUCCAUCUCGAUGGAAUAACAACAACAAUCCUUCUAAGGGGUCUGAGGAGAAGCCAUCAUUCAAUGAUCAACAUUUCUUGCUCAAUUUUAUUAUGAGUACUUACUUUGGUCCUGAUGUGUACUCCGAUAAUCCUAGGUGUUCAGCAUCUCACAGGAUAGCCAAAAGAUUUCCGCCAUAUACUUCAAAGAAUCUGGGCUCUUCAUUUCUUAGCACUUCUCAGCUACAGAGCUUGUAUUACUAUGUCUUGAGGAAUGCUAAUUCUGGCCUUGUUUUGGAACCAAAUAUGUUGCAUAUGUAUCUUAAGGGUAAGCUGCCUUUGCCAAGCUCAGCACUGUUAGAAGAUUGUCGGCAGUUCCCAAGCUUUUUCCCUCUGAAUAUUCAUGAACAUAAAAGGUACUCAGCAAGGCACGAGAUUGUGAAGGGCGUUGUUCUCAUUGAUAAUCCUGUGACAUCUUACAUAAAAGAGGAGGACCUGAAAAGGUUCAGAUGCUUAUCUGGUAGGAAUGAUUUGAAGCUUGACAAAAUCAAAUCCCUAUCUUACCAACCUGGACGCGAGGAUGGAAAAGGUGAAGAUGAGAAUAAUUGGGUGACAAGUCAUGACGAGAUUGCUGCCAGAUGUGUUUCCUAUGUAAAUGGUAGUUUGUCAGCAAAGUUUACAGGAAUAUUUAAGAUAGAUACUGAAGGGACAGUUAAUAGAUGUGAUCCCAAUGGAAACAAUGAUUCAUCUAUGAAGUUUCUGGAAACGUAUAAGAGAAGGCGCUGCGAUCCAUUGUCAAUGCCAGCAUUUCCCUGUACUGCUUCUGCAUCAAAACCUCAAAAUGAUAUUUGCAAAACAGAUGGACCUGCCAUCUUUUCUCUUUUAGCUGUUUCACAUAUGCAUGAAUGUGUUUCAGAUCCAUCAAUCAUUUUUACUGGGACUGCAAGAGAAGGGAUAUCUGGACCACCUGUUGGCGUUCUGGAUAUAGGAAUUAGCAAAGCUGCGUACUUCUUCCGAGUUGCAUUGCCUGGAGUCAGGAAGAAUUUCUGUGAGUUCAGUUGUGAGAUUGAACCCGAUGGACGAGUUCUUCUUCAAGGAUCAAUAACUGGUGGAAAAACGGUGAAGAAGCGCUCCAGGACUUUUGAGAUGAAGUUCCGGCAAUUAUGCCCACCUGGACCUUUCACACUUUGUUUUAAUCUUCCGGGACCUGUUGAUCCAAGGCUAUUUUCACCAAACUUUAGAUCUGAUGGCAUUUUUGAAGCAGUUAUCAUAAAGCUGUAAUGUUAGGUCUCCAGAUACACCAGUAUUCACUCUCUUGACUGGGCUGAGUCCAGUUGUCGAUGGUAAUCUCAUUUGGGUUAUAUGAAGGCUUGAAUACACUUGUGUUUUUUCGAGGCUGCUGCCUUAUUUACUUUGUUAAUGUGAUGUGGCCAAAUGCCUGUAUGAGAAAGUUGACGGUGGAGAACAUACUGAUCACACACAUAUAUCAUCUUCGAUGUUUAUAAAUAACAAUCCUCAUUACCCUUU
This is a messenger RNA of Carica papaya (papaya), 2040 nucleotides long. Its product is annotated as HSP20-like chaperones superfamily protein. The record is from RefSeq and is a predicted model, not a curated record. Gene Ontology annotation, cellular component: nucleus. NCBI's taxonomy places the organism in Eukaryota, Viridiplantae, Streptophyta, Magnoliopsida, Brassicales, Caricaceae.